Molecule: messenger RNA, 2069 nt
Organism: Anopheles darlingi
Lineage: Eukaryota; Metazoa; Arthropoda; Insecta; Diptera; Culicidae
Gene: Cyp18a1
Product: cytochrome P450 18a1
Exons: 5
Coding region: 441-2048 (535 amino acids)
Biological process (GO): xenobiotic metabolic process
Cellular component (GO): intracellular membrane-bounded organelle; cytoplasm
Molecular function (GO): iron ion binding; oxidoreductase activity, acting on paired donors, with incorporation or reduction of molecular oxygen, reduced flavin or flavoprotein as one donor, and incorporation of one atom of oxygen; heme binding
Source: RefSeq, a predicted model, not a curated record
GCCGAUUGAGUACAACUCAGCGUGUGCCUAAGUAUUUCUCGUGAUCAAAACUCUACAUUUGCUUACCAGAUGUGAUCAACAUUGAACGCUUGUGUGCCAUAUCUAGUGUGUGGUUGUGCUCUGCUCUGUUGUGCAAGUGAUUGCUGUGAAUAUUGGUUUAGAGGCUGCUGAGUUGCAGGUGGCUAUCUUUUGAUUGUGAUAUCGAUUUGGAAAACUAUCAUCGUUAGCUGAUACUUUUACACAUCUGGUGCUCUACCGAUCUUCUUCAAUAUAUUGAUUAGCUAAAAAGUGGCGUGUAUCACCAUCGCUUUCUAAAUCUACUUGUGCUAACUGUGUUGUGCGUGUGUGUUUGUGUCCGUGCGUUCAUAAUUCAAUAGAGUCCUUAUUACUUAUCGAAGAAAUCGAACAUAUCGGUAAAAAAAAAGUUGAGAGAAGAGAAAAUGUUCAUCGACUCAUAUUUGGUGGGCUUGGUGAGUAAAGAGUUCCACGAUCCCUUAAAUGUGCGGCAGACACUAUUCGUAUUUUUGUGUGCGCUUUCGUGUGUGCUAUUUCUGCAGUAUUUAAUACGAUUGGUGUCUCAAAUUAAUAAACUACCACCUGGACCAUGGGGUGUGCCAAUAUUUGGUUAUCUAACAUUUAUCGGACACGAAAAGCACACGCAGUAUAUGAAGUUGGCGAAGAAGUAUGGAUCAUUGUUCAGUGCCAAACUCGGGGCACAGUUGACCGUGGUGAUCAGUGAUUACAAAAUCAUUCGUGAAGCUUUCAAAACGGAGGAGUUCACCGGCCGGCCACAUUCUCCGUUGCUGAAAACAAUAGGAGGUUUUGGAAUUAUCAACAGCGAGGGACCGUUAUGGAAGGAUCAACGCAGAUUCUUACACGAGAAGCUUCGUAAUUUUGGUAUGACUGUCCUUGGUAAUAAGAAACAUCUGAUGGAGAGCAGGAUUAUGACUGAAGUAACCGAGUUGUUACUCACUUUAAGUGCUGUCAGCAAUGAAUCUACUGAUCUCAGUCGCUACUUGUCAGUGUCGGUUAGUAACGUGAUCUGCAAUAUUAUUAUGUCGGUGCGGUUCUCGAUCGACGACCCCAAAUUUAAACGUUUCAAUUGGCUCAUAGAAGAGGGGAUGCGCCUCUUUGGUGAGAUACACACAAUCGACUAUAUUCCACAAAUUCAGUAUUUGCCGGGAAACAUCAAUGCAAAAAAUAAAAUAGCUAAAAAUCGAGAGGAAAUGUUUGAUUUUUAUCGCGAAAUCAUAGAGGAACAUAAGCGUACAUUUCAAACCGGCAGUAUCCGUGAUAUCGUCGAUGCAUACCUUGCAGAAAUAGAGACGGCUCGUUUGGAGGGCCGAGAUGCGGAGUUGUUCGAGGGCAAAGAUCAUGAGAUUCAAAUGAUGCAGGUAAUAGCGGAUCUUUUUUCCGCCGGAAUGGAAACAAUUAAGACCACACUACUGUGGCUGAAUGUGUUCAUGCUUCGACACCCGGAUGCCAUGAAGCGAGUGCAAGACGAACUGGAUCAAGUGGUUGGACGCAACAGACUACCAAAGAUCGAGGAUGUUCCCUAUUUGCCAAUUACAGAGACCACAAUUCUAGAAGUUAUGAGAAUUUCGUCGAUUGUGCCACUUGCGACCACUCAUUCUCCCAAAAGUGAUGUAGUAAUUAAUGGAUAUACAAUACCGGCGGGAUCGUAUGUAGUACCAUUAAUAAACAGUGUGCACAUGGAUCCUAAUCUGUGGGACAAGCCAGAUGAAUUCAAUCCAAGCCGAUUCCUGGACGCCGAAGGAAAUGUUCAUAAGCCGGACUUCUUCAUACCAUUCGGUGUUGGCCGACGGCGUUGUCUCGGCGAUGUGUUAGCGCGAAUGGAAUUGUUCUUGUUCUUUGCUUCUAUCAUGCAUUCAUAUACAAUCGUUCUACCUGAAAAUGAGCCGCUCCCUAGUCUGAAGGGCAUCAUUGGUGUUACUAUUAGUCCCCAGGCAUUUCGUGUCAAAUUAAUACCGCGGCCCCUGCAAACACCGCUCGAAAAAAAUCGAUGCACAAGUAAUAUAUACUAUUGACAAACUCCAGUUCACGAAAUC